Molecule: messenger RNA, 4469 nt
Organism: Catharus ustulatus (Swainson's thrush)
Lineage: Eukaryota; Metazoa; Chordata; Aves; Passeriformes; Turdidae
Gene: EXOC6B
Product: exocyst complex component 6B
Exons: 23
Biological process (GO): Golgi to plasma membrane transport; intracellular protein transport; exocytosis
Cellular component (GO): membrane; exocyst
Source: RefSeq, a predicted model, not a curated record
GCCGGGCCGGGCCGGGCGGGGCCGCGCAGGUGGAGCGGCCCCAUGGAGCGGCCGAAGAUGGCGGAGCUGGAGAGCCUGGAGACGGCGGCGGAGCACGAGCGGAUCCUGCGGGAGAUCGAGAGCACGGACACGGCCUGCAUCGGCCCCACGCUGCGGUCGGUGUACGAUGGGGAGGAGCACGGGCGCUUCAUGGAGAAGCUGGAGGCGCGGAUCCGCAACCACGACCGGGAGAUCGAGAAGCUCUGCAACUUCCACUACCAGGGCUUCGUGGACUCCAUCACCGAGCUGCUCAAGGUCCGCGCCGAGGCCCAGAAACUCAAGAACCAAGUGACCGACACCAACCGCAAACUGCAGCAGAACGAGGGGAAGGAGCUGCUGGUGGCCCUGGAGGAGCUGCGGCAGUGCCGGCUGCAGCAGAGGAACAUCUCAGCCACGGUGGAUAAACUCACCCUGUGCCUGCCUGUGCUGGAGAUGUACAGCAAGCUGCGGGAGCAGAUGAAAUCCAAGAGGCACUACCCUGCCCUGAAGACCCUGGAGCACCUGGAGCAGACGUUCCUGCCGCAGGUGAGCCACUACCGCUUCUGCCAGGCCAUGGUGGCCACCAUCCGGGCUGCGCGUGGCUGAGGACACCGCGAGCGCUCCAUGGCCGACCUCAAGGACUUCCUGGAGAGCAUCCGCAAGCACUCGGAGCGCAUCGGCGAGACGCCUUUAGAGCAGGCACAGCAGCAGAGAAACCUGGACAACAUCGUGUCCCAGCAGCCCAGGAUCAGCGGGGGGAAGAAAUCCAAGAAGGAAUUCAGCGCCAGCUCCGAGCUGGAGGUGAAGAACACCAGCCCCAUGUCGGAGCAGGACUCGGGGAUCCUGGAUGUGGAGGAUGAGGAUGAGGAGGAAGAGGUGCCCGGGGCUCAGGAGCUCGUGGAUUUCUCCCCCGUCUAUCGCUGCCUGCACAUCUACUCCGUGCUGGGGGCCAGGGAGACCUUCGAGAGCUACUACAGGAAACAGCGGAGAAAACAGGCGCGGCUGGUGCUGCAGCCGCCCUCCAACAUGCACGAGACCCUGGAGGGCUACAGGCGCUAUUUCCAUCAGAUCGUGGGGUUUUUUGUGGUGGAGGAUCACAUCCUGCACACCACCCAGGGGCUGGUGAGCCGCGCGUACCUGGACGAGCUGUGGGAGAUGGCUCUGUCCAAAACCAUCGCUGCCCUCAGGACCCACUCUUCCUACUGCUCUGACCCCAGCCUGGUGUUGGACCUGAAGAAUCUCAUCGUGCUGUUCGCUGACACGCUGCAGGGCUAUGGAUUCCCUGUGAACCAGCUCUUCGAGAUGCUGCUGGAGAUCCAGGACCAGUACAGCGAGACCCUGCUGAAGAAAUGGGCUGGGGUCUUCAGAAACAUCCUGGACUCAGACAACUACAGCCCCAUCCCAGUGUCAAAUGAAGAAGUUUAUAAGAAAAUCGUGGGGCAGUUCCCAUUCCAGGAUGCUGAACUGGAAAAGCAACCCUUCCCCAAGAAGUUUCCCUUCUCGGAGUUCGUGCCCAGGGUGUUCGGGCAGAUCCAGGAGUUCAUCCACGCCUGCCUCAAGUUCUCCGAGGAUCUGCACCUCAGCUCCACAGAAGUUGAUGACAUGAUCAGAAAAUCCACAAACCUGCUGCUGACCAGGACCCUGAGCAACUGUUUACAGAAUGUCAUCAAGAGGAAAAACGUUGGGCUGACAGAGCUGGUGCAGAUCAUCAUCAACACCACCCACCUGGAGAAAUCCUGCAGGUUCCUGGAGGAGUUCAUCACCAACAUCACCAACGUGCUGCCCGACACCGUGCACACCACCAAGCUCUACGGCACCACCACCUUCAAGGACGCCCGGCACGCCGCCGAGGAGGAGAUCUACACCAACCUGAACCAGAAGAUCGACCAGUUCCUGCAGCUGGCCGACUACGACUGGCUGGCCCCUGAGCCGGGCAGCAGGGCCAGCGACUACCUGGUGGAUCUGAUCGGCUUCCUGCGCAGCACCUUCGCCGUGUUCACCCACCUGCCGGGGAAGGUGGCCCAGACCGCCUGCAUGUCAGCCUGCAAGCACCUGUCCACAUCGCUGCUGCAGCUGCUGCUGGAGGCCGAGGUGAGGCAGCUGACGCUGGGAGCCCUGCAGCAGUUCAACCUGGACGUGGAGGAGUGCGAACAGUUUGCCAGAUCCGGCCCAGUGCCUGGGUUCCAAGGGGACACGCUGCAGUUGGCCUUCAUCGACUUGAGACAACUCCUGGAUCUGUUCAUCCAGUGGGAUUGGUCGACGUAUUUGGCCGACUACGGACAGCCCACGUGCAAGUACCUUCGUGUGAACCCCACCACAGCCCUGGUCCUGCUGGAAAAGAUGCGGGACACCAGCAGGAAGAACAACGUUUUCGCCCAAUUCCGGAAAAACGAGCGGGACAAGCAGAAGUUGAUCGACACCGUGGCCAAGCAGCUGCGUGGCCUCAUCAACAGCCACCACUCCUGAGGGAUCAGGAUCCCCUUCCCGCAGCCAGGACUUCAGGAAUCUCGUUGGCAGAGAAGAUUUGUAUUUUUUUAUUCGCCUGGAACGUCUCCGCGGAGCCUCCCCCCGACGGCAAAACGCUCCCGGUGGGAACAAUCCCGGGAAAAGAGGUGGUGGCAGGAGCCUCCUGGAUAAACUCCUAUUUUCAGGGGUUUGGGAAGUGAUGGGAGUUCUUGGAGCCUGGGAGAAGUUCACACCUGGACUGGGGUGGUUUUUUGUUUUUGUCUUUUUUUUUUUGUUGUCAAAGCCAAAUUGAAGGGAUCAUCCUGCCUUCCUUUUGUUAAUUUAUUCCCUUGGAAAACAGAGGAAUCUGGGAAGAGCCGUGGGUUUGGGUUCUCUGGGCAGAGGGUCACCCUGAGUGUGUCCUGUGGUUUGGAUUUAGGUAGGAAAAAGGGAUUUCCCAGGUUUUUUCCUCCUCUUUUCCCCUGAUAUCCACGUUGGUCUGCAAAUCCCUGGAAUUGCCACCCUUUCCCCCAUGUCCCAUCCCUGAGCUCCACUCCAGGACCUGCCAGGGGCUGUGGGAUCAUGGAGAAGGGUUUGGAGCAGCCUCCUUGAUGAAAUUUGGGAAGGAUUUGGGAAGGAUAAUCUGGGAAUGUGUCCCUGGGAGCAUGGCUGGACACAUCCAUGGGUGGGGAGCAGGAGGGGAUGGAUGCUCCACAGAGAUGAGGGAUCUCACACUGGAUCUCCCAGUGUCCAGGAGGGUUUUUCCCUUUUUUUUUGCCGUGCUGAUGUCCCAUCCUCCCUCCCCUCCUGCAGGAAAACUUCCCUGGAUCCCCCUGGUUGGAGUUAGACCAGUGGGAAUCUCCUGGAGGCACUGGGAGAUUCCCCAUGGAGCAGUGCUGCUCCAAAGUGCCUGUGGAUAAAAUUCCCCCUGUCCCAGAACCCCUCUGCUCAAACCAGGCUGUCACCAAUGGGAUUUAAUCCCAGGAUUCCCAUUCCAGAGGGGGAUUUUCACCCUUCCCAUCUAAUUCCUCACAUUACCCAGCCACAUUCCCAAACCUUUUAAGGGAAUUCUCAUCUCCCUGGUUGGUGCUGCUCCUGUACCCAUUCCCAACCCUCUGGAUGCUCUAAUCCAGAGGUUUUCCCUUCCCUCCUUGCUCCUCAGCAAUAUUUUGGGGUUGUUUUUCAUUUGGGGAAGGUUUGUUUGGCUCAGUCCCAGAAUUUAAUGGGAACACAGUCAGGAAUGAACUCCUGGAGACAUUUCCAGCUACAGGGACCAAGGGAUUAUUUUUUGUUAAAAAGAGGGAAAAUUUGUAAUUCCUUGGUUUUGGAGAGAGGUUGGAGGUUCCUUGUGAACUCCUCUUGGAAGGAUAUGGAAGAGGGAUGGAGGGAGAAGCAGCAGGUGAAGGAAAGUUGGAGUCAGCGUGGGCAGAAGGGAUCAGGGAAAUGACCCCGAGGGAUGGGAAUUCUGGGGGUGGGACGGAGAAGGAGCAGAAACCCCGGGACAAGGGAAAGGAUCUUGUGCUGCCAUCCUGAAAUUCCAUUUUCCCCUCCAAUAUUUCACUCCGUGGAGCAUUCCCACAAAAAAUCCCCACAGCUCCAGGCAGCUCCCACCCUUCCCAAAUCCACAAAUCCACAAAUCCCCUUCCCGUCUCCCUGAGCUGCAAUUCCAGGAGCAGCGACCUGGGAUGCGUUUCCUCUCUCCUUCAGGCUCUUUUUAGGAAAAACCAGGAUUGGGAUGCUCCAAACCACCUCCUGGCACUCGGGAUUUGCUGCUGGGAAAGUCAAAUCCGGCCAAGGGAGAGGUUCAGGGAGUUCCUGAUCUCGGGAGGUCAAGAGCCGGAACCGCAAGUCAGAGCCUGGGAUGAAAAAUGGGAUUUUGGGACUCUGGUCCCAAUUAACUUUUUGUUCCCAGAGAUGCGGCUCCAUCAUCCCUUCCAAACAAAAUUAAUCUUUUAAACAGAUUGCCCCAAAAAAAAGAAAAAAAAAAACCUGGAAGACAUCCCAAA